UCAAUGCUCACGACGGUACCGCCACAGAUAAUAUCGAAGAAGACGUAGAUAAUUACUAAGAUGUCAAAAACAAAUGUCAUUGACGAUCGUGAUAAUGAACAUUGCACAAUGUGCAGUGCAAAACGUAAACUGCGUAUUGUGCUUUUAGGUUUUCAAAGUCAUGAGGUGUAACAAUGCACUCGGAUUAGCUAGUGAUGCAGUUGUACUAAUGUGAGCUCAAGUGAGGUUAUCUAUGCUGUAAAUGUUAUUGGAGUGUGGUAUGUAACAGUCUGUAGUUGUUGAUAAAUUUCAAGAUAAAGAUUUCAACGGAACAAGGAAAUUACAGUGAAAUGCCAGUUACUGUAUCGUGACGAGCGUUACGUUUUUGAAAGGUAAUCGCAUUUUAGAUCGACGUUUUGUUAAAUGAAAUUGUGUGGAAAAGAGAAUAUUACAAAUCAUUUAGGAACUUCCUAAUCCACAUCAAUGAUUUUCGCCCUGAAAUGUGUCGUGACAUUUCUAGUGGUAUCGAAUGUGAACGGAAGGGGGGUGAAUGGAGGAUUCUCUUGUGCAGCAUGUACCAUAGUUUCGGGAAUUGCGGACCAACUUGCACAAAUUCAUAAUGAAACUUUUUUGGCUGCUUCAUUGAGACUAUGUGAAAUGCUGCCAUUUGCAGUUAAAGAGUACUGCAUUACUGUCAUUAAAACUUUGGAGCCUCUUCUCAUAAAUCCGAAAUUUUCAGCAGUUUUCACACCUGAUGUGUUCUGCUAUGGCAUUGAUGUCUGCUAUUUGGAUCCUGGCCAGAGUUAUUGUCAUCUUUUCUCAAAGCCAGAAGCAAACUUCAGAAAUACUGUUCAAAAAAUGAAGAAUCUUGUGUGGACUUCGUACAUAAGGAGUGGUUUGAAGCAAGAUAAACUCCAUGAACACUUGCAGCAUGUUGACUUUGAUGUUUGUAGCAUACCAGCCAUCCAUGAAAUCUGUGAAAUGUUCAACAGAACAUGGGCACAGAUCCGACCAGCAUUUGAUGUUGAUGGAGACUGGUUCAGUAUUGUUCAUGCUGCACGUGGCACAUUCUGGCGUGGGCGAGACUGCUAUGACUGGGAUUCAGACUUUUACCCUGGCCGACAACCAUUCAUGGGGGAUGUAACUGCAGACUAUAACUGUAAUGGGAUCUGGGGGGUUGAUCCUGCUACAGGGAAACCGUGGGAAGAUAUACUAUGUAAGAAUUUUGAUUCUCGAGGAAUCAUCUAUGUAGGUGAUUCUGUUGGAGCACAUUUCCAUUUCCCUGAACCAUGGAUUAACCCAUUACUUAUGUCUGAGGAAACUUUUCACAAUUAUACAGAACCACUGCUGAAUGAAAUGAGUUGGCCUCAUCUUGGUUUUGCAACUGGAUUCAUGAACACAACAGAGCCAUUGCUUAUUAAGGGUGUUACAGAUUCUCUAUACUUGAAGCUACGCUCACGAAACAGGUGCAACCAUCGAGAUUACCAGAACCUCUCUAGAAAUGGUGCCUCGAGCUAUGAUGGAAUGACUUACAUUGAAAGCCUUGCACGGAAUAAAUCUCAUGAUAAACCAGUCCUGGUUCUGUAUGGAAUGUAUGGCAAUGAUGUCUGUAACAGGUUCUCCAACUCUAUACCUCAUAUGACAUCACCUUCUGCUCUUCACAAGAAUGUAAUGAAUGUUCUGAAUGUCUUGAAUGGAUUGUUACCAUUUGGGAGCCAUGUGAUACUGAUAGGCCUUGUAGAUGGGGGAUUCAUCUAUCCAACAAUGGCAAACAGAAUUCAUCCAUUAGGGCAGCUCCAUGGUGACAUCCAUUAUGAUGAUGUGUACACCUGGUUCAACUGCAUGGAGAUGGGACCAUGUUCUGCCUGGAUGAAUAGCAAUGUUACUCUUAGGAAAUUGGCAACACUGCGAGCACAAGAGCUGUCAGUUGUGUUGAGGAAUAUAGCUGCCAGAGAGAAAUUUACUGCAUUUUCAUUACAUUUCUUGGACAACCCUGUGCAGAAAGUUAUGUGGGACUGGAAAAAAUUAGGUAAACCCAUGUGGCAGCUGCUUGAUCCAGUGGACAGUUUGCAUCCAUCCCAGAUGGCUCAUCCACUGAUAGCCAAAGUGAUGUGGGAUGAUAUUAUGAGGAACUUCCCUGAAGCUCUUGGUGAUGAAAAUCCUAACAAUCAAAGAAUUGAGAAACUGUUUGGAGAUCAAGGUGGUUACUGAUUUUGUGUUGCUGAUAUUGAGUACCCUGCAUUGUUUUGCUAGUUUCUUGCCAUAGUAUACACAGGGCAGAAUUUCAGUGUCUGCUAACACUUCCAAUUUAACUAAAACAUAGAUGUGUUUUGAUUUAAUUUAUAUAAAUUAAUGAUUCAUUACACUUUACAAUUUUCAGUAUUUGGUUUCUGAAUACAUGCUCCAGGAAGCCUUUAAAAUUAACAAAGACACAUUUAACACUUCUUUUAUCAAUCUGUUUUUGUUCUAAGAGAUGAUGGAAGACGAUAUUAUGUAACAAAGAAUUUUGUGAUUGUAGUAUAGGCAAGUUAGUUACUGUCUCGGCCUGAGCUCUUAGCCCUAGAAAGAUUGCCGAAACUGUGAUGUGGAUGAAGAGAGAGAAAAAUGCAUUUACUGUUCAUAAUGAAAAUAUUAACUAAGUUUGCCUUUGCUCUGUUUCUGAAGUAUAAACACUGAAUUCCUUUAGUAUUUAUCAGGUAUUAACAAAUGGGAAUAUAAUUCACUGCUAAGUGUAAAUUCUGUCCAUGUCAUAGAGUCAGUUUCUUACCACAGACAUUGCUAGUGAUAUCUUUUCAGGGUAGAUAAUAGUUACAUACACCAACUAAGGAUUGGCCUGCUGAUCAAUGGUUGCUUUUCCUUAUUACAGCUCCUUUGUAACACCUCUUCCUACAUGGCUAAAGUGCUUACAUUUUUCAGCUUUCCCAUGCAUGCUACAUUCCCUGCAUAUUUCAUCCUUGAUUUGAUUAUCCUAAUAAUAUUUACUAAAGAGUACAUAUGGAAACUGUCAUUAUACAGUCAAUUCCUGAGACAGAAAUAAGCCACGUUUUAUGCAAGCUUGUACCACUGUGAUUCAUAACAAAAGUAACGAGCUGAAAACUUGUGUGGUUGUCACCUGAAUGAGUGUUUUGGAGAAGUGUUUGUUGUAGGUCCACUGGUCCAGUUAUUGAAUAGAAAUGUGAUACUGUGUAUGAGAGGAACUGUGACAUGUGCUCAUGUUAUUUUGUUAGUGAAAAGUCAUUUAUCCCUCUACAUGCUUAUUUAUACAUUUUUGGUUGAAUGCAGUUGAAAACUAUGGCAGAUAUCAGUAUAGCAUUGGCACAGAGUGAUGGAGUUUCUUAGAUGUUAAUGUAAGGUUAGACAUCUGUAUGAACAUUUGACAUGUAUCAUCUGGAAGAUAAGCCCUCUUAUUACAAUUAGCUUUAUAUUUGCAGUAUUUUUCAGGAAUGCUCUCGCCACAGAGAGAAAUUAUUGUAUGUUACCACAGUAUUAACUGGCGUAUAUCUCAGAAGAGAACAAAUUACAUCAAUAUUGUAAAUAGUACUCAAAGUAACCAACAGUGAAAAUAUGGUGUAAUUUUAUAUAAAACUAAAGAAAGACUGAAGGAGAAGUUGUACACAAACAUACAAAUGAAAGAGGAACUAGCAUCAAUAUUGAACUGCUUUGUUUUCUGAUAGACCCUGUAAUUAUUGCUUCCAAUUUUUAUUGGGAUGUUAGUAAUUGCUUUCUGAGACUUAGAAUAUUGUUUUUUUUAAUCAGUCUACUAGAAGAGCAAGGCAAGUUUACAUUGCAAAAUAUUUAACUGUACUAAGAUCAGUUCUUUUAAUUUAAAUCCUAUACAUUUCCUCUGAUGUUUAUGUGUGAUAUUUAUGGCUCUCUUAACAGGUUUGUACAUAUUUUAUUAUUUAUUUAAUGAGACUAGUUCAGGUACAAGGCUCAAGUAGAUUUGGUGAGAAAUAAAUAGAUCAUUAUAACUAGUAAGUCAAUAAGGAUGUGAGAGGAGGUGGUAAUGGCCUGUUUUAAGAUACUCUUCCAUCAUCUGCCUGUAGACUGAGGAAAACCGUAACAAAUUUAUCAGGAUACCUAGUUUCAAGGCUGAGAUUUGAACAGAAGACCUUUUGACACAAACCAUGAAUGUUUUGUCAAGGUACUUUUAUAUUUUGUAAUGUGUAUUCUUAAAAGUUUCCCUAAUUGCAUAUGAGCCAUGAAAUUGCAGUUCUGUGAAAAAUGUAUUUUAAAAGGAACACUAUCUGUAUUUUCCAAAUAACUGCAAAUUAUUGUAACACAAAAUAUCAUGAAUUUUAGAUUGCAUACAGCCCCUCAAGAGGUAAUUGAGGAAACAAUUUCAUUCAUGUACAGUUUUAACUUGGUAACCUUAAAUAAUCAGUUUUUAAUGUUUGUGAUUUAUUCACAUUUUAUAUUCCUAAUGUGGAAAUUGAUUUUGUUUAUAUUGUACAUUGGGCAAUUUUUUCUAUUAUAUUAAUCACAAUAUCCAAAAGAAUUAUGUAUUUUUUUGUGUUGUGUUCGUGUGCAGCCUCUUGCGAUAGCUCAGAAAUUACAUACUGAGAGCAGAGUUUGGUAUAAUUUAUUUUCUGUUGAAUCAAUGUUAUUGGAAGGAAAAAACUAUCUACUUAACCUGUAUACUAAUUUUAUAGUACAUACUUGUCAGUGUGUUGAAGAAAAACUGCUAUAAGCCUUAAGGAAAGGGAGCCCAUAGGAGUUUUUAGCAUUUGUCUGAUCAUAAUGUGUGAAUGCAAUUACAUUAAUAUUAACCAAU
Messenger RNA from Zootermopsis nevadensis, 4753 nucleotides. Its product is annotated as acyloxyacyl hydrolase. Gene Ontology annotation, molecular function: acyloxyacyl hydrolase activity; calcium ion binding. Gene Ontology annotation, biological process: lipopolysaccharide catabolic process; negative regulation of inflammatory response. The record is from RefSeq and is a predicted model, not a curated record. NCBI's taxonomy places the organism in Eukaryota, Metazoa, Arthropoda, Insecta, Blattodea, Termopsidae.